AUGGCACGACUACAAACCUUAUUUUUCCUUGCUGCAUUUUCAUUUACAUCUGGUUUAGACUUUAAAACAAAACUUUUGACAAAACAAGGUAAGUUUCACUUUGUAGAUGCUAGUUCCUUUAACGGCAAGUAUGAAAAUACGGACGAUGAUGAAAAUAAUUAUUUUCUAAAAAGCUCCCUGGCAGCGAUUUCGUUUACUCAAUCAAAUAUGAAUUUAGAUUGUGCGAUCUGUGCAUUGGAUGAUAUUUUCAAUCCUCAAACAAAUUAUACAUGCUUUAAUAUGGGCCUGUCUGGAAUGACAAUAUGUACAUGUCCCGAUGGACAGUAUACUGUGAAUACACGAUGCAGAUUGUGCGAUAGACCGAAUCUAUGUGGUUCUGGUAAUAAUACUUAUUGUUCAGAAAAUCCGAUUGGACGUCCAUCUGGUUAUACAUGUUUUUGUCCAAAUAAUCAAUUCACAUAUAAUAAGCCGUGUUCAGAUCUUCCAACAACAACUCAGAAAACAACAACAACAACCACAACACGACCUAUUCUGACGCUAUACGAUUCUUUAGGUCGCGUUCAAGGAUACAUAAAUUUAACCGAAAACGCCCAAGUUGCAGAGCGAGAUCACAUGUCCUCGUUUUACAGGGGUGCCGCAGUUCGUGGAUCAAAGCCGAGAUCUGUUGGUAUUUAUCGAGUAAGAUUUCUCAUUGAACGAAUGUAUUUGAACAGAAAACUGUUUAUCGGUGUUCAAUCGUCCACUGUAUCCCAAUGCACUUACAAUAUGGGCUAUGAAGAUAUUUACGAGAGUACCGCAAACUGUUACUAUACGCCGGCAACAGGAUGGUUUGGUAAUAACUCCAUUGCCAUGCAUGGUAGAGGAUAUGAUAGCUCUACGUCAGCUGGACCCGACUAUACCGGCAACUAUGAACAAUAUUACAUAACAAAUGAUAUUGUAACUCUAAUUAUCAAUUGUGAGGAAGCCACAUUGACGUUAAAAAACGAGCGUACCAAUAAAGAAUAUCAAAUGUUUAUUAAUGAUCAUAAAAGUUAUUACAGCCGAUUACCUUGGAUCAUAUAUAUUAAUCUAUACUAUCCAGGUGAUAAAAUAAGACUUUUGCCAUUAGAAGAUCUUUAA
Molecule: messenger RNA, 1119 nt
Organism: Rotaria socialis
Lineage: Eukaryota; Metazoa; Rotifera; Eurotatoria; Philodinida; Philodinidae
Source: the annotation of a GenBank genome assembly